This is a messenger RNA of Chinchilla lanigera (long-tailed chinchilla), 8890 nucleotides long. RefSeq names its product ATP-binding cassette, sub-family A (ABC1), member 1 (gene Abca1). The record is from RefSeq and is a predicted model, not a curated record. Bases 445 to 7233 code for a protein of 2262 amino acids. Gene Ontology annotation, cellular component: membrane; intracellular membrane-bounded organelle. Gene Ontology annotation, biological process: lipid transport; transmembrane transport. Lineage: Eukaryota; Metazoa; Chordata; Mammalia; Rodentia; Chinchillidae. The transcript is spliced from 50 exons. Gene Ontology annotation, molecular function: ABC-type transporter activity; ATP binding; lipid carrier activity.
GGGCGGAGGGAGAGAACAGGCUUUGACCGCUGGUAACCCCUGCGCUCGGCGCAGCCGAAUCUAUAAAAGGAACUAGUCGCGGCAAAAACCAGUGAUUCCGAGGGAGAGUGCGAGGGGUCGGGACCUGCGGAGCCGAGCCGCACAUCUGGUCCGCGAGCCGGGCACGCAGGGCAGGGCAGGGCAGGGCAGGGCAGGGGGCGCCGCAGGACGCGCGCAGCUAGAGCCAGUUCUCCGGGGCGCGCCGCCCCUUGCGUCCUCUCCCCGUUUUUGUUUUUCCCCCUCCCCUUCACUGGAAGGGUUUGUCAAGGGGUGGGGGCAAGAAACGCAAACACAAAAGUGGAAAACAGUUAAUGACCAGCCACGGUGUCCCUGCCGUGAGCUCUGGCCGCCGCCUCCAGGGCUCCCAAGCCACACACAAGCUUCUGCGGUGUUGGGGGUGGUAACAUGGCGUGUUGGCCUCAGCUGAGGCUGCUGCUGUGGAAGAACCUGACUUUUAGAAGAAGACAAACAUGUCAGCUCCUGCUGGAAGUGGCCUGGCCUCUGUUUAUCUUCCUGAUCUUGAUCUCUGUGCGGCUGAGCUACCCACCCUACGAACAACAUGAAUGCCACUUUCCAAACAAAGCCUUGCCCUCUGCAGGAACGCUUCCUUGGGUUCAGGGGAUCAUCUGUAAUGCCAACAAUCCCUGUUUCCGUUACCCGACUCCUGGUGAGGCUCCUGGGGUUGUUGGAAACUUUAACAAGUCCAUUGUGUCUCGCCUGUUCUCAGAUGCUCGGAGGCUUCUUUUAUACAGCCAGAAAGACACCAGCAUGAAGGACAUAUACAAAGUUCUGAGGACGUUAAAGCAGAUCGAGAAUUCCCACCCAAAAUUGAAGCUUCAGGAUUUCCUGGUGGACAAUGAAACCUUCUCUGGAUUCCUGUAUCACAAUCUGUCUCUCUCAAGACCUACUGUGGACAACAUACUAAGGGCUGACGUCCGUCUCCGCAAGGUAUUUUUGCAAGGUUAUCAAUUACAUUUGGCCAGUACGUGCAAUGGAUCAAAAUUAGAUGUGAUUAAACUUGGUGACCCUGAAAUUUCUGAGCUUUGUGGUCUAGCAAGGGAGAAACUGGAUGCGGCGGAGUGGAUGCUUCGUUCCAACAUAGACGUCCUGAAACCCAUCGUGAAAGGACUGAACUCUACAUCUCCCUUGCCAACUGAGCACCUGGCUGAAGCCACGAGAACGUUACUGGACAGUCUUGGGAAUCUGGCCCAAGAGCUGUUCAGCAUGAGGAGCUGGAGUGACAUGCGGCAGGAGGUGAUGUUUCUGACCAAUGUGAAUAGCUCCAGCUCCUCCACCCAGAUAUACCAAGCUGUGUCCCGCAUCGUUUGUGGCCAUCCCGAGGGUGGGGGCCUGCAGAUCAAAUCUCUCAACUGGUACGAGGACAACAACUACAAAGCCCUCUUCGGAGGCAACGGCACUGAGGAAGAUGCUGACACCUUCUAUGACAACUCCACUACUCCUUACUGCAAUGAUCUGCUGAAGAAUCUGGAGUCUAGUCCUCUUUCCCGCAUUAUUUGGAAAGCUCUCAAGCCCCUGCUUGUCGGGAAGAUCCUGUAUACACCGGACACUCCAGCCACGAGGCAGGUGAUGGCUGAGGUGAACAAGACCUUCCAGGAGCUGGCUGUGUUCCACGAUGUGGAAGGCAUGUGGCGAGAGCUCAGCCCUAAGCUCUGGGCCUUCAUGGAGAACAGCCAAGAAAUGGACCUUGUCCGGAUGCUGCUGGACAGCAAAGGCAACGAACACUUUUGGGAACAGCAGCUGGAUGGCUUAAACUGGACAGCCCAAGACAUCCUGGCAUUUCUGGCCAAGCACCCAGAGGACGUUCAGCAUGUUAAUGGCUCUGUGUACACCUGGAGAGACGUUUUCAACGAGACCAACCGGGCAAUCCAGACCAUAUCUCACUUCAUGGAGUGUGUCAACCUCAACAAGCUGGAGCCCAUUCCCACAGAAGUCCGGCUCAUCAACAAGUCCAUGGAGUUGCUGGAUGAGAGGAAGUUCUGGGCUGGUAUUGUGUUCACAGGAAUCACGCCUGGCAGUGUUGAGCUGCCCCACCACGUCAAAUACAAGAUUAGAAUGGACAUUGACAAUGUGGAGAGGACAAAUAAAAUCAAGGACGGGUACUGGGACCCUGGUCCUCGGGCUGAUCCCUUUGAGGAUAUGCGCUACGUGUGGGGGGGCUUUACCUACUUGCAAGAUGUGGUGGAGCAGGCAAUCAUCAGGGUGCUGACGGGCACUGAGAAGAAAACUGGGGUCUAUGUGCAGCAGAUGCCCUACCCCUGUUAUGUUGAUGACAUCUUCCUGAGGGUAAUGAGCCGGUCAAUGCCCCUCUUCAUGACGCUGGCCUGGAUUUACUCUGUGGCUGUGAUCAUCAAGGGUAUUGUGUAUGAGAAGGAGGCACGGCUGAAGGAGACCAUGAGGAUCAUGGGCCUGGACAACGGCAUCCUCUGGUUCAGCUGGUUCAUCAGUAGUCUCAUCCCGCUGCUCGUGAGCGCUGGCCUGCUGGUGGUUAUCAUGAAGUUGGGAAACCUGCUACCCUACAGCGACCCCAGCGUGGUGUUCAUCUUCCUGUGUGUUUUUGCCACGGUGACCAUCCUGCAGUGCUUCCUGAUUAGCACACUCUUCUCCCGGGCCAACCUGGCUGCUGCCUGUGGGGGAAUCAUCUACUUCACCCUGUACCUGCCCUAUGUCCUGUGUGUGGCGUGGCAGGACUACGUGGGCUUCACAGCCAAGAUCUUUGCAAGCCUGCUGUCUCCUGUGGCUUUGGGGUUUGGCUGUGAGUACUUUGCCCUUUUUGAGGAGCAGGGCAUUGGGGUGCAGUGGGACAAUCUCUUUGAGAGCCCCCUGGAGGAAGAUGGCUUCAGUCUCACCACUUCCAUCUCCAUGAUGCUGUUCGACACCUUCCUCUAUGGGGUGAUGACAUGGUACAUCGAAGCUGUCUUUCCAGGUCAGUAUGGAAUUCCCAGGCCUUGGUAUUUUCCUUGUACCAAGUCCUACUGGUUUGGCGAGGAAAGUGACGAGAAGAGUCACCUUGGUUCCAGCCAGAAGGGAAUAUCAGAAAUCUGCAUGGAAGAGGAACCCACCCACCUGAAGCUGGGCGUGUCCAUUCAGAACCUGGUGAAGGUUUACCGAGAUGGCAUGAAAGUGGCUGUCGAUGGCCUGGCGCUGAAUUUUUAUGAGGGCCAGAUCACUUCCUUCCUGGGCCAUAACGGAGCAGGGAAGACAACCACCAUGUCAAUCCUGACUGGAUUGUUCCCUCCCACCUCUGGCACCGCCUACAUCCUGGGGAAGGACAUUCGCUCAGAGCUGAGCACCAUUCGGCAGAACCUGGGGGUCUGUCCCCAGCAUAAUGUACUGUUUGACAUGCUGACUGUCGAAGAGCACAUCUGGUUCUAUGCCCGCCUAAAGGGACUCUCAGAGAAGCACGUGAAAGCAGAAGUGGACCAAAUGGCCCUGGAUGUUGGUUUGCCACCCAGCAAGCUGAAAAGCAAAACAAGUCAGCUGUCUGGUGGAAUGCAGAGAAAGCUGUCCGUGGCCUUGGCCUUUGUAGGGGGAUCCAAGGUUGUCAUUCUGGAUGAGCCUACAGCUGGCGUGGACCCUUAUUCCCGGAGGGGAAUCUGGGAGCUGUUGCUGAAGUACCGACAAGGCCGCACCAUUAUUCUGUCCACCCAUCACAUGGAUGAAGCGGACAUCCUGGGGGACAGGAUUGCCAUCAUUUCCCAUGGAAAGCUAUGCUGUGUGGGUUCCUCCCUGUUUCUGAAGAACCAGCUGGGAACAGGCUACUAUCUGACCCUGGUUAAGAAAGAUGUGGAAUCCUCCCUCAGUUCCUGCAGAAAUAGCAGCAGCACCGUGUCGUACCUGAAGAAGGUGGUGCCUGAGCUUCCGCCAGCUGGGCAGAGUGGAGGCAGAGGAGGAGAGGUGCAGAGGCUGGUGGCGCUGACUCAAGAUGUCUCUGCUAUCUCCAACCUCAUCAGGAAGCAUGUGUCUGAAGCCCGGCUGGUGGAAGACAUUGGACAUGAGCUGACCUAUGUGCUGCCAUAUGAAGCUGCUAAGGAGGGAGCCUUUGUGGAACUCUUCCAUGAGAUUGAUGACCGGCUUUCAGAUCUGGGCAUCUCCAGUUAUGGCAUUUCAGAGACUACCCUGGAAGAAAUAUUCCUCAAAGUGGCUGAAGAGAGUGGGGUGGAUGCUGAGACCUCAGAUGGUACCUUGCCAGCAAGGCGAAACAGACGAGCCUUUGGGGACAAGCAGAGCUGUCUUCGCCCAUUCACCGAAGACGACGCUAUUGAUCCAAAUGAUUCUGACCUAGACCCAGAAUCUAGAGAGACAGAUCUGCUCAGCGGGAUGGAUGGCAAAGGCUCCUACCAGGUCAAGGGCUGGAAACUCGUCCAACAGCAGUUUGUGGCCCUUUUGUGGAAGAGGCUGCUGAUUGCCAGACGGAGUAGAAAAGGAUUCUUUGCUCAGAUUGUCCUGCCAGCUGUGUUUGUCUGCAUUGCCCUGGUGUUCAGCCUGAUUGUGCCGCCCUUUGGGAAGUAUCCCAGCCUGGAGCUGCAGCCCUGGAUGUACGACGAGCAGUAUACGUUUGUCAGCAAUGAUGCUCCCGAAGAUAUGGGCAUCCAGAAACUCUUGAAUGCCCUCACCAAAGACCCUGGCUUUGGGACCCGAUGUAUGGAAGGAAACCCAAUCCCAAACACACCCUGCUUGGCAGGAGAUAAAGAGUGGACCACUGCCCCAAAUCCCCAGACCAUCAUGGACCUCUUCCAAAAGGGGAACUGGACGAUGGAGAACCCUUCACCUGCCUGCCAGUGUAGCAGUGACAAAAUCAAGAAGAUGCUGCCUGUGUGUCCUGCAGGGGCAGGGGGGCUGCCACCUCCACAAAGAAAACAGAACACUGCAGAUAUCCUUCAGGACCUGACAGGAAGAAACAUUUCAGACUAUCUGGUGAAGACAUACGUGCAGAUCAUAGCCAAAAGCUUAAAGAAUAAGAUCUGGGUGAAUGAGUUUCGGUAUGGUGGAUUUUCCCUUGGUGUCAGUAAUUCUCAGGCAUUUCCUCCGAGUCAAGAAGUUAACGAUGCCAUCAAGCAAGUGAAGAAACACUUGAAACUGGCCAAGGACAGUUCUGCCGAUCGAUUUCUCAACAGCUUGGGAAGGUUCAUGACAGGAUUGGACACCAAAAAUAAUGUCAAGGUGUGGUUCAACAACAAGGGCUGGCAUGCCAUCAGCUCUUUUCUGAAUGUGAUCAACAAUGCCAUCCUCCGGGCCAAUCUGCAGAAGGGAGAGAAUCCUAGCCAGUACGGCAUUACUGCUUUCAAUCACCCCCUGAAUCUCACCAAGCAGCAGCUCUCGGAGGUGGCUCUGAUGACCACAUCCGUAGACGUCGUUGUGUCCAUAUGUGUCAUCUUCGCAAUGUCCUUUGUUCCGGCCAGCUUCGUGGUGUUCCUGAUUCAGGAGCGGGUCAGCAAAGCAAAGCACUUACAGUUUAUCAGUGGCGUGAAGCCUGUCAUCUACUGGCUCUCCAAUUUUGUCUGGGAUAUGUGCAAUUAUGUGGUCCCCGCCACGCUGGUCAUUAUCAUCUUCAUCUGCUUCCAGCAGAAGUCCUAUGUGUCCUCCACCAACCUGCCUGUCCUAGCCCUUCUACUUCUGCUGUAUGGGUGGUCAAUCACACCUCUCAUGUACCCAGCCUCCUUCGUAUUCAAGAUCCCCAGCACAGCCUACGUGGUGCUCACCAGCGUGAACCUCUUCAUCGGGAUCAAUGGCAGUGUGGCCACUUUCGUGCUGGAGCUCUUCACGAACAAUAAGCUGAAUAACAUCAAUGAUAUCCUGAAGUCUGUGUUCCUAAUCUUCCCACAUUUUUGCCUGGGACGAGGGCUCAUUGAUAUGGUGAAAAAUCAGGCGAUGGCUGACGCCCUGGAAAGGUUUGGAGAGAAUCGCUUUGUGUCACCACUCUCUUGGGACCUGGUGGGACGAAACCUUUUCGCCAUGGCUGUGGAAGGGGUCGUGUUCUUCCUCAUUACUGUUCUGAUCCAGUACAGAUUCUUCUUCAGGCCCAGGCCUGUGAAUGCAAAGCUUCCUCCUUUGAAUGAUGAGGACGAAGAUGUAAGGCGAGAGAGGCAGAGGAUUCUGGAUGGUGGAGGAUUGAACGAUAUCUUGGAAAUCAAGGAGUUGACUAAGAUAUACCGAAGGAAGAGAAAGCCUGCUGUUGACAGAAUUUGUGUUGGCAUUCCUCCUGGUGAGUGCUUUGGCCUUCUGGGAGUUAACGGUGCUGGCAAAUCAUCAACCUUCAAGAUGUUGACUGGAGACACCACUGUCACGCGCGGGGACGCUUUCCUUAACAAAAACAGCAUCUUGUCAGACAUCCAUGAAGUCCAUCAGAACAUGGGUUACUGCCCUCAGUUUGAUGCCAUCACAGAGCUGCUGACGGGGAGGGAGCACGUGGAGUUCUUUGCCCUCUUGAGAGGAGUCCCAGAGAAAGAAGUUGGCAAGGUUGGCGAAUGGGCAAUUCGGAAACUGGGCCUGGUGAAGUACGGAGAGAAGUAUGCCGGUAACUACAGUGGAGGCAACAAGCGGAAGCUCUCAACAGCCAUGGCUCUGAUCGGCGGGCCUCCUGUGGUGUUUCUGGAUGAACCAACCACAGGCAUGGAUCCUAAAGCCCGGAGAUUCUUGUGGAAUUGUGCUCUCAGCAUCGUCAAGGAGGGGAGAUCGGUAGUGCUUACGUCUCAUAGCAUGGAAGAAUGUGAAGCUCUUUGCACUAGGAUGGCAAUUAUGGUCAAUGGGAGGUUCAGGUGUCUUGGCAGUGUCCAACAUCUUAAAAAUAGGUUUGGAGAUGGUUAUACGAUAGUUGUCAGAAUAGCAGGAUCCAACCCGGACCUGAAGCCUGUCCAGGAGUUCUUUGGACUUGCCUUUCCAGGAAGUGUCCUAAAAGAGAAACACCGGAACAUGCUACAGUAUCAGCUUCCAUCUUCCUUAUCUUCUCUGGCCAAAAUAUUCAGCAUCCUCUCCCAGAGCAAAAAGCGACUCCACAUAGAAGACUACUCUGUUUCUCAGACAACACUUGACCAAGUAUUUGUAAACUUUGCCAAGGACCAAAGUGAUGAUGACCACUUAAAGGACCUGUCGUUACACAAAAACCAGACAGUAGUGGAUGUCGCAGUUCUCACAUCUUUUCUACAGGAUGAGAAAGUGAAAGAAAGCUAUGUAUGAAGAAUCCUGUUUACACAGGCUGGCUGAAAGUAAGGAGAACCAGAUCUCCCUUUGCACCAUGUGUGAAGUGUUCCAGAGGAAAGAGCUGGAAGAUUUUGUGUGAAGAAGUAAACUGGAUACUGUACUGAUACUAUUCAAUGCAAUGCAAUUCAAUGCAAUGAAAACAAAAUUCCAUUACAGGGGCAGUGCCUUUGUAGCCUAUGACUUGUAUGGCUCUCUAGUGAAAAAGACUUGAAUUUAGUUUAUUACCUUAUAUCUAUGUGAAACUCUAGUAUGGAACCCAAUGGACAUGUGGGUUUGAAGUCAUACUUUUUUGUUCCUGUGUAUUCUCACUGGGAUUGCAACAAUAAUUCAUCAAGUAAUUAUGGCCAGUGAUUAUAAAAAUCAGAAGGCAUGUACAUCCUCAUCCACUGAGACAUGUCAUGCCAGGAGACUGGUUUCCUAGUGACACAUCCAUUGCUGGCAAUGAGUGUGCCAGAAUUACUAGUGCCAAGUUGCUCAGAAAGUCUGAAGCACCAUGGUGUGUCACAACACUUUUUGUGAAAGCUGCUAUGCUUGGACUGUAUCAACAUCAUUAAGUAUCAGGUGACAAAAUGGUGCCUUGUUUGGCUAUAGUUCUGCAUUGAUUCCCUCUUUGAUGAGCUGUUCUGGUGGCUGUAACAUGCAAAGUAUGGGUAUCUCUAGACACGCAAGAAUCGUGGUUCCAACGUUAUGUUGCUCCAUGUUUGCAAUCAUGGCUGUCAUUUUUCUGGGACUGUUUAAAUACACUUCGAUCUCAGUAAGCAAAGGAUCAGCAGCUAUACUGCUGGGGCCGUAAGCUGCUGAGAUCAAGGCAUGGAAUGAAAGAGAUGGUGCAUUCAAAUUUAGGGAGGCUGACGCCCAUUUAUCCUGAUUAUCUGCUAACAUGGUACACUGCAUCUCAAAAUCUUUGUUGUUUGACACAAAUGUAUUAUUUCUGGUUCUGAAAAAUUAAUGUAGACAAUGAAAAAAUAGAGUUGUUCAUUGACAGAAAUCUUUGUACUAUUAAUGUCAUUUGGGAUUUUAAAUUCUACUAGUGACUUCUGAAACCUUAGAAUGGCAUCUUCGUAGCACCCCAUGGCAUACGGGAGUAUGGCCAUGUGGCUUCACUAACUUCUAUCUUCCUACACAGGUUUGCAGAUAGAACAUGUAACUAGUGCCUGGAGCUAGGAAACAAUGUGGUUAAAGAUCUGGUGACAUUAUAUUUGGAUUUCUUUAAGAUCACAUAGAAUACUCACUUCAUUUCAUCAAUCAAGUAUUUUUGUAUAGCAGAGUAUGUAUGUACGUAUGUAUGUUUGUAUGUAUGGGUUGGGGAGAAAUUAAGUCUCACUAAAUUAACUGUGCCAUGUUAUUCAGCUAACUUGUUUACAAAUAUAGGUUGUUUGGUUGCGGUUGUGGGAACUCUCCGAAAGAAUAUUGGCCAGACAUUUUUAAAGUAGCAACAAUGCAAAAGCCAAGAAAGGUCACAAGGCUCAACAAUAAUUCAAAGGGAAGACAGCUAGCUUGGAAACUUUUCGAACACAACUUGUACUUAAGACAUUUAGUAUCUUUAAGUAAUCUUGUCUGUUAGACACCCAGUUAAAUCUCUGACAAUUUAAAAUUUUUCAUCUUUUCAGUCACUAACUUAUCAUGAAAAAAA